This is a messenger RNA of Lasiosphaeria miniovina, 2080 nucleotides long. Its product is annotated as WD40-repeat-containing domain protein. The record is from RefSeq and is a predicted model, not a curated record. Gene Ontology annotation, cellular component: nucleus. Bases 99 to 1757 code for a protein of 552 amino acids. Gene Ontology annotation, molecular function: protein binding. Lineage: Eukaryota; Fungi; Ascomycota; Sordariomycetes; Sordariales; Lasiosphaeriaceae. The transcript has 2 exons. Gene Ontology annotation, biological process: rRNA processing.
UGUCGGCCCCCUCCAUCAUCGUAGAUAGUGCCAGUCACGUCCAAAUAGAGGCGCGAUUUUUAAAGACUUCGCUCGGCGGUCCAUUUGCCACUUCCAGCAUGUCUAUGAUCACGACCACAGCCUGGGUGCCGCGGGGCUUUGCGGCACCCUUCCCCACCAAGUACAACUUCGACGAGGAAGAGUUCGAGCGUAUUGCCAGUCUGGCCAAACUGCAGCUUGACGACGCCCAGGAAGAACUGGAAGAAGCGCAAGAGGCCGAGGCCGGGGCUGAAGCUGAAGCCGAAGCAAAAGUCGAGUCGCCCAAAGCGGUAAAGUCAUCCAAAAAGAAGAAGAAGGCAUCUGCGAAACCUGACCCUGAUCCCGACAGCAUCGAAAUUGACGAGGAUUUAAAAGAGUAUGACCUGGAGCACUACGACGACGAUGAUGAGGAUAACCUAGCUGAGCCCCAGCAUAUGGGCAUGUUUGGAAAUGUCAAGUCGCUGGCCUAUUACGACUCCAACAAGGACGACCCGUAUAUCACGAUGAAGGAAACUGCAGAUGACGAGGACGACGAGCGCGAGGAGUUGCAGAUCUUGGCAACAGACAACCUGUUACUAGCAGCCAAGGUUGAGGACGAGCUCGCCCACCUCGAGGUCUACGUUUAUGAAGAUGAAGCCGAUAACCUCUACGUUCACCACGACAUCAUGCUUCCCGCGAUACCAUUGUGUGUCGAGUGGUUGAACAUAUCGGUUGGGAAGGCCAAUGUCAACAGGGAUACGCCCGCAAACUUUGUUGCCAUCGGAACCUUUGACCCGGAUAUUGAGAUUUGGGAUCUGGACACUGUGGACUGCAUGUACCCCAACGCCAUCCUCGGACAGGGAGGCAAUGAGCAGGACAAGAAAAAGAAGAAGAAGAAGAAGGCCAAGAAGGCCAACGACGAGUACCACGUCGAUGCGGUCCUGGCCCUCGCCGCCAACAGGAAGCAUCGCAAUCUGCUGGCUUCAGCAUCGGCCGACAAGACAGUAAAGCUCUGGGACCUUAACACGGCCAAGUGUGCAAAGUCUUACUCUUACCACACCGAUAAAGUGUGCUCGCUAGCCUGGCAUCCCGUUGAGGCAACAGUGCUGCUGACGGGCAGCUACGACCGCACCGUAGCGAUCGCCGAUAUGCGCGCCCCCAACGAGCUGCCGACUAGAGUAGGCGUGGAAAGCGACGUUGAGAACGUCAGAUGGGACCCCCAUGAUCCCAACUACUUCUUUGUUUCGACUGAAAAUGGCAUAAUUCACUACUUUGAUGCCCGCAAAGCCUCCAAGAACCCUUCGACUAGCAAGGCGGCUUGGACACUGCAGGCACACGACGAGUCAAUCUCGUCGUUCGACCUAAACCCCGUGGUCCUAGGAUACAUGGCGACGGGUUCGACGGACAAGACAGUAAAGCUGUGGAAUAUCACCUCAGGGGGGCCCUCGCUUGUCGUUUCUCGGGACUUCAAUGUCGGCAAGGUCUUUUCAACAAUCUUUGGUCCUGAUCCCGAGGUUGCCUUCAGGCUAGCCGUGGCCGGCAGCAACGGGACAGUGUCUGUCUGGGACACAAGUACCAACGCUGGCGUUCGGAAAGCCUUUGCCCAAAAGCUACCCGAGCGUGCUGGCAAAGACAGCGAAGUCGAGGAUAAACUUGUAGGCGUAGACGACGGCCGAGAGAGCAGCAGCUCCGAGGAGGAGGACGAGGAUGAAGACGGUGCUGUGACAGACGGAAACUCGAUGGAUGAAGACGAGGAUUAAGCGUAGCUCGGUUUCGCUUCUGGCAUCUGGUAGUUAGUUAUCUUGCGCAACUGUAAUCAAGUAGAGUGCUGUUCAUCCGAUCUGCACGCAGAUCUAAUUGGAACCAAACGAGCCGGUCUACGGGCGUGGAGCAUAGGGUAAAACAGUAUAUCAGGCAGGCUCCAAACUCGAGGAUUCCGGUGCUAUCUUUUGUUGCUAGAAUUUUGAGCCUACCCACUCGCAUACAUCAUAUCAAGUCUAAUGAAAGGGUUACGAGGGGGGGGGGCGACAUAUAGUGAAUAUCAUAAGCCAUAGUCACCUACUAUUUACUUACAGCGCUCGCG